GCCAGAGAAACCACGCCGAGACCGAGGGAAGGACACCUAUACGCCGACCAGCCUCCAGACCCCUACAGGCACCCGCAACCUCCCCCCGACACAGCAGACGGUGGGACCAUGAAGACUGUGGUGGCUCUGCUGCUGCUCUGUCUGUGUGACCCUGGACAGAGUGACUGCCAGGCGGACUGCGCCUCCUGCAGCGACAUCCUGCCCAAACACCUCAGUUUCAACCCCAUGGUGUGUCUCACUGAGUGUGAGGCCGACGUCUCCCCGGCCCUCUUCUGGGACUUCUGUCGUAAAGUGCUGUCUUCUCAAGUUUUCACCCUUGCUGGUACCAUGCAGAAAAGAUCUCGGGAGGAGGUGGAGGCCCUGUUUUCUGAGGAGGAAGAGGAGCAGCCUCUGAAGGGGGGUCUGUUGUCGCCCUUUGCACCGCAGAGGUACAUUCCCAUGACCCGGGAGCUGGGGUCGGAUGAGAGGCAUCAGUUGAACACUGCCUACAAUGCGCAGAAUGCCCUGACUCUGCAGGAUGAGUAUGAGGAGGAUGCAGGGCAAGAAGAAGAAGGAGGAGCCACUGACAUGGUAGCAGGAGGACAGGGCGAUGCAGGGCUGAGCGUUUUCAAGAGGUUCGGCGGCUUCGUCAAGGGGAGGCACGGCUACAGGAAGCUGAUCUCCCCUGGGAGACUGUACCAGAAGAGGUACGGCGGCUUCGUCGGCAUUCGCAAGUCGGCCCGCAAGUGGAACAACCAAAAACGUUUCAGCGACUUGCUGAAGCAGUAUCUGGGGAGGAGCACAAAGGCCACUGAGCUCAACGGCGUGUCGAAGGACCUCGCCCAGCAGAAUGAGGUUUAACACACCUUCACGCCACCAACACGAAACUAGUUGCUGAUGUGUCCCACCAAAUGUCAAACUCUAACCGCCGUCACCAAAGUCUACCGAUUCAAGUCAUUUACCAAAAAGUGAAAACUAAGCCGGUAAUCUAAGACUACCAUCGCAAGCUUCUUUGUCUCACGGCAUACGCAUGGCCGCUUCUGUUUUACAUCCCUUUUAAUUACGGUUCAAACUUUAAUUAGACCUUGAUUUCGACAUAAACGCUCCAGUAGAAAUAAAAAUGCUCCUUCUGAGUAAGGACACUAAAUUUGGGGCUCCCAAUUAGUGCCACCUUGUAUGCAACAUAGUUCAUUUGAGUACCUGCCCAAGCCCCCGAUCCUCAGAAGCUUUGAAGGACGCUCUCCCUUGUGGAAUACUUGCUAGUGUCGCAGGGAUUUACAGUAAAAUAUCGGCUCUGAUUUACUCUAUAGUGUGAGCAGGUUAACGUUUGCAUAAUUAUUUUAUAUAGUUUGAUUUCCUAAUUAAUUAGUGUGCUGGGAAUAUGUGUUAAAAGUGCUUUAACUUCUCAAAUGUAGGCCUUUUUUGGGGCAUCAUUACUGCUGACAGCAUGUCAUUGGUAUAAUCGUUCGCUUCCAUCUUUUGGCAAAAUGCAUAACGCAUGUCUUUUAAUGGACAACUCCAGUGUUUUUUUUCUCACGUUUUUCCAUAAUUGUUAGGGUAUUGUUAGCAGUAAUGUGAUGUAUUAUGUAGGUGAUUUGUAGUAAAUAAAUGCAAAAAAAAGGGAAAAUGACGCUAAAAGUCACUGAUUGAUUGUGCCAAAACACAUGUGAGACAUGGCUACUGAGACAUGUGUGAUGAAGAGAGCUCUUCUUCAACUGGUGCGAUAGUGAAGUAAAAGAUAACACAGCACUCAAUGUUCAUAUAUUCUGCAUUUCUGUUUGCCAAACGGAUGUGUUGUACAAGUGAGCAUCAUCUCAGACUGGCUAUUAUGUUCAGAUGCCAAAUCUCUGUAUGUAUAAAUGAUAUUGGUCUUUUUUCUUUCUUCUUUGGUCCAACUGUAAUGGUGUAAAAUGUUGCCAACAUCGUUGACUUGUAAAUAGCUAAAUCUAAACAUUGUCAAUAAAAAUAGUUUACUAUUUC
Messenger RNA from Pungitius pungitius (ninespine stickleback), 1959 nucleotides. It is a transcript of the gene pnoca, whose product is annotated as prepronociceptin a. The record is from RefSeq and is a predicted model, not a curated record. Gene Ontology annotation, cellular component: neuronal cell body; dendrite; axon terminus. The coding region runs from base 109 to 840 and encodes 243 amino acids. Gene Ontology annotation, biological process: neuropeptide signaling pathway; chemical synaptic transmission; sensory perception. Lineage: Eukaryota; Metazoa; Chordata; Actinopteri; Perciformes; Gasterosteidae. Gene Ontology annotation, molecular function: opioid receptor binding. The transcript is spliced from 3 exons.